AUGGAACAUCCAGAAGAUGAUGGUCGCAUUCCUGGGGAUCAUCAUGGUAAACCAGAUGAUGAGGUAUGACCAUCUAGUUUACUGCAAAUAUACACUACUGGAUGCUGAUCACAUUCAUUACUCCUCAUACAUGAAUUAGUUAACAUGCAAUGCUAAUAUGUUUCUUAAUUUUAGUUUUUAACCAAAUAUAGUUACACGAAUACGAAUUUACUGCUCUGAGCAUUGAAUUAAUCAGAAACUUCUGGAGAAUGGUGGGUAUUUAUUAUUUCUCCCUUUGAACUGACAAUUGUUGCCCAUCUUACAAAUCCUGAAUUUUCAGCACAUAUAAUGAUUUAUGGAGCCAUGUUUUUCAUGCUUUUGCUUAUGUUCUGGAUAAUUUUUCUUUCUUAAUUAGGCAUGUCUUUCGUCAUUGCCGAUAUCAUCGUGGUGCACUUAUAUCUUUUAACUUGUGCUAGUUUGUAAUUACAGAAAACAUGCUAACACUUUUUUCUUUAUUUUGUUACACUGGCACAUUAUUGAAGUGGUUACAGGGAUGUUUUGUCUUAAAUUUUACUAUGAUGUUUUGGAAGGGUAAUUGAGACGGUUCCAUGGUUUUAUGAUACAGUUCUUAGUCUAUGGAUGGUAGAUACAUGGUGUGAACUGAUCUAAUUCCUGUAGCGGCAAAUUGUAUUUCGAAUAUAAAGACUCAAUUUCUUAAUCUCUAUUCUCUAUGUCACAGGAAACGAGUGCUCGUCUUGAGGAAUUCAAAAAAUCUGUUGAUGCAAAGGUUCAUCUUCGUCAGAUUAAUUUGAAUCCGGAAAGACCUGGUUAGUUGAUGCAACUUAAACUAUUCAUUGGCAAAUCAUCAGAUGAACAAGUGACUAUUUAAGAUAAGAUUUUUUUAAAAAAUGCUUGUUGCAAAAACUGACAUGCUUUGGGAAAUCUAAUUGAGUUGAAAUUGAAAUAAAUUUAAUGACAUUAGUUUAUGACAGUCUGCUUUGGCGAAAUAUAAAUCCACUUAUACACAAAAUUCUACAUACCUAAUUCAUAGGUAUGCCAUUUACUGGUUCAUGAGUGCCACUUGUGGGGAUGAUUGCAAAUAACAUUAGAAUCUAUUGGAUUCUUGUUUGAAUUAUGUUCUGAAAUUUUCUGCUAGCAAAGAUGAUAAUCAUCAAUUUAACAGGCGGAAAGGAUCUCUUAGAAAAUAAUAUUUACAUUUCUUGUGUCCUUUGUACUUGUAUUCUCUCUUAGAUGGAAGUAUUGAAGCUUAUUCCUUGGAUGAUUUUCACCAUUAAUUUUCCUUCUUUUUGAGUGAUAUUUUCUUCAGGAAAUUAUCUAGAACCGAAAUGGUUGUGAUACACUCAGUUUUUGAUAUCAGGCGGGAAAAAGCAUCCCUUUCUCUUUUGUUUGAGGGGUUUUCCCUUGUGAAGUGACCAGACCGUUUCCUCUUCAGCAGAUCCUUUUAUUGGUAUCAUUUGGUUGGCCAACAAUUUCGUGAUGUUGGGGCCUCACGUGUAUUCUGUCAUGUUAUUUUCCAGUAUGUGGUGAUGAGAAAAUUUCCAGUUGUGGGGUUCAUUUUAAUUUUGGCGCAAAUACUCCUUCCAUCCAUGUUUGUAUAGUGUAUGUAGGAGUGGUUCUAUCGUAAUUGUGACUGUGCCCAUUUCUUUUUACUUCGUUUUCUUAACGAAAAUCAAUAAAGCCAAUCCUGGGGACUUCAUUUUAAAGAGCUUCACUAGUUUUUGCCGUUUCCCAAUAGACAGUAGCAAAAGGAGGCACUUGUAGGCAAAAAUCUGGGAAGAUUGUUAUUCGAGUAAUGGUUUAGUUUGCAUGUAAUCAAUGACUUAGUUUAAACAUGAAGUGUAAUUUUGUAAAUCACGCUUGGUAUUGUAUUUCCUUCCUUGGUUCUAUUUCAAAAUUCACCUAGGGUUAAUUUUGGGGAGUUGUGGAAGAAAUAACUUCACGGUUUCGUAUCAUAUAGUCUUAUUUUAACGAUAUCACUUUCAGUUAUGCAUGAUCCUUAUUAGCUGUCAUGUAAACUUUCUAUGAACGACCUAUAAUCUAAAUUCUAACGAUUCUGUUUUUAUUCAUUUGAAAAUCAGUUUUCUUGUGACAGUCAUUGCAGUUGUAAAACCAGGACAUUGUUAAGUGACUUAAGGUGGUUUUUAUUCCUUGAUGAUUGAAGGUUUUAAUUCUCGGUUUGAAAAUAUUAGUUGUGAUUUGUUUUCUCAGUAGAAAUAGUAGGUACCGUAACAUUGGACGCUGCACCCAAAUCUUUGAGGGUUGAAAAUGGACUGUGAUUAUCAUAAAAUUAUAUGUCGGCAAGAAGACAAAGGCCAAUGGAUUUGUGCGAGUGGGCUAAAAGAUUCUUGCCUUGUCACCUUGGUGGUAUUUGUGAUUCAACCAUCAUAUUUUAUACGUUUUUAGAUAAACUAAUCUUAUGUUAUAAGAUUCUGAAGGAUGUGUCUAGUCUAAAAAAAAGGGCACUGAUGAUAUGUUUUAAAUGACCUUUUUAAGUUGAAUAACCUGAUCUGAUCAAUAUCGUUAUGAAAAAUAAGAUUUAUCGACGAAACCACGUUUGAUAAGAUAUAAAGCCCUAAUGAAUAGUACUGUGACACCUUCACCAAUGUGUAGGGAAAUUUCUGACGUAAUUUAAUAAUCGCUCUGUAUAGGGGGUUCAAAGCUAGUUCUGAGAGCUAUUGUAUCAAGGAUAGAGAAUGAUUUGAUAGUAUUUUGUAAACAUGAAUUGCAGUUUGUGUUUCCACUUUUUGCUGUGAAUUUUUUACGAUCACAAGUUUAAUUGAAUUUGAUGUAAAGCCGAUCUUAUAUCUGAAAUAGAUACUAGUUAAUUAGAACCUUCCUUGGAACCUCAAGUAAAAUCGCACUUUGCCUCUGUGCUAUGCCUUCUUCCCUAACGAGUGGGGGUGUGGGUGGUUGGCCUUGUUUUCCGGAUUCACCUUAAUGACUGUGGAAGCAGAGAAUAGCUGGCAAACUGUAAUCCUAUAAUAUCAGUGACUUUUGACAGUUACAUAAUUAUCUUCCCCACCAUGGUCACGGUAUGUGAAAUUGAUCAUUUCGAAUUGUUAUGAUGGCAUUAUUAGCUAUGGUGGCUUCUUAAUUUUCCUAAAUAAGAUCACGGCCAUAUUUUUAUUUUCAAUUCUUAUUCUGUAUCUAUAUUACAUGUGCUCUCAUGUGAUGUACAGUCAUAUAUAUCGAGAUCUGAUAUUUGAGCUAUCUAUACAGAUUCAGGGUUUCUGAGAACAUUGGAUUCCAGCAUUAAGCGCAAUACAGCUGUCAUUAAGAAGCUUAAACAAAUAAAUGAUGAUCAGCGAGAUGGAUUAAUGGAUGAGUUGAAAAGUGUCAACUUAAGUAAGUUUGUUAGUGAAGCAGUGGCAGCUAUUUGUGAUGCCAAGCUACGCACAUCAGAUAUUCAAGCAGCCGUUCAGGUGAGGGUCAAUUGUCAUCUUGAUCACAUGGAUACAUUGUGUGGCUAUAUAUAUUUUAUUUCUCCAAUAUGUCCUUUUUAACCACCUUUCAAUACAUCGCUUUACAGGUUCCUUCUUUGGAUAGUUUUGAGGAAUUAUUUUUUUUAAUAUUUGCCCGCAUGAAAUAGAGAUGUAUACUUAUUUGAUGUUCUGUUGGAGUCCUGCCACGAAAUUCACAAGCCAUUUUGCAAGCAUAUCACCAAUUUAGCUAACAAAUGAAUUGCUAUAUACUCACAAAAAGGAACGGCUAUGUGAUAUUUCUAUGUACCCGCCUGUUCCACAAUAAUUUCUUCAAUAAUGGUGGUAAUAAUAUAGAUAAAGAUGACAAAAAUUAUGUAAAAGGUGGAAAUUAAAAUAAAGAUUGACUAGUGAUAAUAUUCUUAUGUGUGGGGAGUGUAGGCUUUUGGAACACAUCUGUUACUGGUUUGGCCUGGGAUAUUACUCUUCGCUAAUUUGGAGCGCUUUAGUUUCUUCUUCAGAAAUAUCUUGCCAACGUAAUGAUCCUUCUCGGUAUUUUAUCGUCUGAUAUUUAAACAUGGAGCUUUAGGGUCAGAAAGUCGGCAAUGCUAUUUUUGUACUUGUGUAUUGUUAACUUGCCCAGAGUGUUUCAGAGACAACUUCAUUUUUUGUCAGAAUCUUUGAUGAAAAAAUUUAACAUACGUAGCCCUUGAGUUUAUUGGGUAUAUUUUGUUACUAGCUUAUUGAUCUUGUAAUUCUUUUUUCUUCAGGUUUGUUCCUUGCUUCAUCAAAGGUACAAGGACUUUGCAACAAACCUUGUUCAGGGCCUCUUGAAAGUGUUCUUUCCUGGAAAAUCUGUCGAUGAAUCAGAUGUUGACAGAAAUUUGAAGGCCACGAAGAAACGAAGCACUCUCAGACUGCUUAUGGAACUUUAUUUUGUUGGUGUUGUAGAGGAUGCGGGCAUUUUUACAAAUAUUAUUAAGGAUCUUACAGGCUCAGAUCAUUUAAAGGAUCGGGACGCAACCCAGACUAAUAUUUCUCUUCUUACCAGCUUUGCUAGACAAGGAAGGUAUUUUUUGGGACUUAAGCAACCUGGGCAGGAAAUUAAUGAUGAGGUACCAUCUGUAUUCUCAUUACAAUUCUUGCUGUCCGUUUUGAUAUUUUUGGGGUGGGAAUGUUGUGGGCAUGAUUCAUUGAAACUUUGAAGUAUAAAUCAGCUCCUGUCAUGGAGCCAACAAUAACAGGCCACAACAUUUUUGAAGCGACUUUACUUGAAGCCUCUCAAUCCAUCCUUCCGAUAGCCUAACAUAACUGACUACCUCAAGCAUACGGACUUAACUGAAAGCAUGAACCAUUACAGGAAAUUAAAGUUCUCCCCAGUAGAGUUCAGUAUGAAAUUUACAGUCUCUCGUUCCCGAAUUAUCUUUAGUGAAACAUUGAAUUGAGGGUGAAUAUAAUCUUUCCCUAUUGAUCUCUUUUCAUAUGAAAAAUAAUACUGACACUAUCUAGCCCACUAACCUCAGUCACAGGUAGCUGGGUAUGAUCCAUACUUAUUCCUAUGGGUCUUGUAUUCCUUGGUAAGGAUUCGUCAGUUAUAAGUUAGUCUUGAGGUGAGGGUGGUACUGUGAAACAUCAAGGUUAGUUAGAAGCAGUCAUGAAAAGGACGCUACUUGAACUGUUCAUUGUCCUUUUUUUUUAAUCAUUCAACAUCUUUCAUCCAUCAACUUAUUUUAACAGAUGUAAUUAUUGAAUUGCAUCUUUUCAAUGGGAUCAGCCCCCUGCUUCCUCAUUGCAAUCAUGGACAAUAAAGGCGUUAUUCCGAGUGAACUUUUCUUACAGCACCACACACUGGCUUAGAUUCCCUGAUCAGCAAAAUUCUGCUUUGAUUGCAUUCUGAUCAACGUGUCAAUUGGCCAGUAUCAUUUUCAACUAAGAAACCGUCAUGUUUUGUGAUGGACUGAGUAGGCAACUUAUUCUGUGGUCUCAUACUGAUGGAUACGCUUAUAAGCUAACAGGCAGGAAUAAAAACCAUUUAUUGUCCACAUUGCCCCAAAACCAACUACUCAUCUUUUGUUAUGGUGCUCUAAAGGACUUGGAUUACUAGUGGAAGAAGGGAUGCAAAAGCUAGCAGUAAGAAAAAAGGGAUGACAUUUCCAGUUGUUUAUGAGAACUUAAAUUAUUAUGUAGAACAGUGAGAAUGAAAACUAAUCGCUUAUUUUUUGAGGGCAUAUCACGUGUCUACCUGAACAUAGAUAUAUUAAUUUUUUUUGGAUUAAAAACCUUCUUUCGAUGUAAGCACUUUAUGAAGAGGGUUAUCUGCUUAUUCCUAUCCCUGGUUGGAGACCCCUAAAUACGCCUAAGUCGACAGUUAGGGCAUAAAUCUAAAAUUUGUGCUCGCUUAGGCACUGCCUGGUGCCUCACCUUCUUUUCUAGGUCCCUAAAUACUGCAGUGGAUUACUAUUUUGGCCAUCUUAUUUACUUUAUUGUGGACCGUAACCACUUACGAAAUCCAUAAAUUCCUAUUGUAAACCACGAAUUUCUUGAACCUUUUUAUUCCACACUGAUCCUUUGAUUUCAAAAUUCGUAACACUCUAAGAUUUCCCUAAAUUCCUAGUGGUUCAAUUAUGAGUGAGGGCAUUUUCUGUUGGACUCAAAUUGAAUAGGGUUUGGUAAAACCAUGGCACAAUCAAUAAUAUCGGUGUGUAAGUAGAGGUUUGGGUAAAAACAAAAUGAAGGCUUCAAACACCAUAUCACUUAUGUUGAUUAUAAAGUUUUGUUGAAGUUACAUUGUGAUGGUGUUUUUUAUUGCUUCUGAUGGUAGUAUUGUGAUAUGAUUUUUUCUACUAUUUAUGAUAUCCUUUUCUUACUCUAUCUGCAGUUUUUUAAGGGACUGAACAUCACUGUUGAUCAAAAGAAAAUCUUGAAGAAAGCUUUUCAGACAUAUUAUGAUGCUAUCACCGAAGUUCUCCGAUUAGAACAUUCAGUAAGUUACUAAGAUAUAUCUACAUAAGUUUGUGACAUGAACUUUUUGUGAUGUCGUGUUUUUUUCCCUGUAACUCUCAGACACUUCACCAGAUGGAGAUUGAAAAUGCUAAAUUGUUUAGAGGGGAGCUCAGUGAUGAAAGUGCAGCAUCAUAUGAGAAACUGCGGAAAUCAUAUGACAGUUUAUUCCGGAGUGUAUCUUCGUAAGUUUUAGGCUGAACCUUCCUUUUAUUUUUAUUCGUGAAAGAGAAGUUGGUCGUAUUUUUUUUUUCUGGCUCGUAUUCUAGCUACUAAUUUGAUAAUUUAAAUUUUGGCUAUUGGUAUUAAGUCUAGAAUCUGUCGCAUCUUUCUGUUCAUAAGUAACUAAGAUAAAUGAAGUAGUGCCUUUUUUUAUCCAAGGAUGCAGGAAAAAUAGCAGAAUGAAUGAUUUUAUCUCAUCAGAUUAUCUGAUAGAAAAAUUUCAAAUCUGAAUGUAUAACUCUCUUUCCUUGUCAAUUAGUGCCUAUGAGGAGAUGAGUGUGAUUAUAACUUUUUCUUUGAUUUGCUGCUGGCGGAAAGUGUGGCGGCUGAGAUUUUCUUAGUUAUCAGGAAUACAACCUGAUGUACAGUCUUUUCUCCUACGUGUGAACUUUAUCAAUAGGACGCGAUCAAGUUGGUUGCAGAGUUGAUGAGAACGCAUGUGCUUCUUUAAAGCAUGUGAUCAUGAUAAUUUUUCCCCAGGUUGUUUUUGGUGUGUUGUUCAUCGUUCAUUGACGACCAGUGUUAGAGUUAGUCACUGUCAGAAUGUCUCCAUUAGGACUGGGUGUCAUGGUUUGCUGUAUGGCUGCAGCAUGCUAUAGGGAGCGAAGUCAAUAUUUUCAGUCAGAAAUAUUGUUUCAGGGCGUGGGAAGAAGGUACUGAUGUCAAAAUGCAUUACUGUUGGUUUUCUUAAUUUCGGUCUACGGACUUCUUUUUUUUAUGAUCUCCUUGACGGGGAGAUAUUCCCAUUACGUUCUUCUGUAGCAUGUAUGUUGGGCGUGUGGAACGGGCUGCAUCAGGACAAGAAAACUGGCUGCAUGACCCUCGGGCUGUUGUGGGCUGGAAUGGAGCAUCGAGGCUUUAUAUUCUUUCCUGAAUCUGUUGAGCCAACAUCAAGUGUUGCACAUGUGAUAGUUCCGUAGUAAACUGAGAGCAAAAGGUUUUAGAUCAUUUGGGUUUACUGGGUCUUCUCACUAUGAUAAACCUUUGGAAAUUACUAGAUCUUGUGAAUUACUCUGUAAAGGAAGAUAAAUGUUACCAGCCACACCUUUCUGCCUAUGAUACUUAUGGACAGUGAGGAGGGUAACAAUUCAGUGGUGAUUUUUCUGAGACUUGUUAAUAAUGCUUUAAUUGCUAAAAAGGAAAUUUGACUUGCGAAGUACCCAAGUUCACAACAUUGUGAUGCAUUUUUGUAGGAUAGGUAGGAUAGGUUGGAUAGAUUUAACUGGUUCACGUCCUUUUUUUUUCUCAGGUAGAAGAGAAUUACCAUAAUAUUUAUUGUAACUAGAAAAAUAUUUUCCGAGAAAAGUAUUCCAUUCGUGGAGAAAAAUCAUAUUCAUUCUAACUAGAAGGUUGGAAAUGGUUUUGAGCAUUUUUAACUGUAGGCGUGUCAAAUUCCUUGGGGAAACAACACUUUAAUCCGUUGCAUAUUUAGUUCAAAGAUUAUCUGCUAUUUUUCCAGCAAGCUGUAGGUUAUUCUCAAUUUCUUUCAGAAAUAUCAUCUUUCUCCAUUUGCUGAUAGAUUUGCUGAAGCCCUUGAUAUGCAACCACCUGCAAUGCCGGAGGAUGGCCAUACAACUAGAGUUUCUACUGGAGCAGAAGUAACAUCUACGUCUGGGAAGGAACCAACAGUGCCUGAACCUAUAUGGGAUGACGAUGAUACAAGGGCCUUUUAUGAAUCCUUGCCCGAUCUGAGGUUCAGUUGGCUGUUAUCUUCUGCUGUUCUGAGAAAAAACUUAUAAACGAACCACACUGAUUUUCAAGAAUCUCAUUUGAACUUACUGAGGCUACUUCUUAUAUUUCUACCAGAGCGUUUGUUCCUGCAAUAUUGCUUGGGGAAGCAGAGCCGAAGAUGAAUGACCAGUCGUUAAAGAAUCAUGAGGAUCAAAAUGUAAGAUUUCUGUCUUAAAUGCUAUUAUUACGUAUCCUUUUUUCAUGGUACCUUGGCCCCAUGUUGAUGAAAAUUAUACGUAUUUGUCCUCAUAGGGACAAAACUCUAUUUUUUUCUCGUCUUGCAAACAGAUUUUUAUUUUCCAAAGAUGGAUGAUCCAUCUUCAAAGACAUGAGUAAAUAAUGUAACAUUGAUUAGGCGUAUACUUUGUAUAGCUCUGUUCGUUUCAGUUGAGCCUCUUGUUGGCUGUCUCUCCUCGCAAAUACCUUCGUGAAUUAUGAAUUUUCAUGCUUUUUUUCAAAUGAAUGCUGGACCAGUGGACCACAGGAGGUCUGUCGCUCGAGAAGAUAUUCUAUUUCUUUCCUAUGAUUGACUCAGAGAUAGGAAAAUAAUGCUUCAGAAAGCUUGGUUGUCACAUCGAUGAAAUGAUCGACAGUGAUGAGGACAGUGAUGAUGUCCUCUAAGAUAUUUUUCGAUACAGAAUAAUACAAAAUCCACUUUCAUUUUUUUGUUCAAAUAUCCAUAACUUCCUAGGCACCUUGUCUUUCCACGGGACUUGGUCUCUAUCAGAGGUAUACUUGGUGGGUAUAUUGAUAGGCUGGCAUGUUACUGACGUUAGUGAAGAUUGUAUGUAAAUUCACAAUCUUCUAUACUUCGUAGUCCGUGGGAUUGGGUGAUCGUGAUCAGAUUCCGUAUUGACCAAAUUAGUUGAUUAGAGGGUAAAAUCGUGAUUUAUGAAAAUGUAAACAUGUUGUAAAACGUGAUUUGUUGGAUAUGCUUUUAAACAUUCAGAAGAAAAGAGAUAAUACGACAAUUUUUUGCUGUCAUAUGUUUUUAGUUAGCUCGUUGUCACUGUUAUUGCCUCUCCUUUAUCAUUAGCUAAAUGACUUUCCCUUAUUUUAUUGUUCUUUUAUUCUUUCUUCGUUUCAUGGACAGAAGGCCAUGAACUGUCUACCUCAGUGUACAAUCAGCCGAUCUGAGAUGAGACAAUUAACCCUGAUUCAUUUUUGUGUUGAACUUUCAAGCGAUGUCUUGCUGGUCUAGUUUGGGUUCAUCUGGAACCCGACAGUCUUCAGUUUCAACACCUGAAAAGGGAACAAUCAAAUGGGUUAUACUUAUGUCCUACGCAAUAAUCAGAUGAAUAAUUACUGUCACCAUUUGAGAUCAGGGCAUAUUUUGACCACAAAUCCUAUUUCCUCGGUUGGCGUUUUGGCUACCCUGUGGACGUAGGGAUUUGCUAACAUGUGAUAGUUAUCAAACGCUAAUUAACUAAGUGACUGUUCUUUGAACUGUAUGCUUCCUUCUGAAAGGUUCAUUGAUUUGUGUCCUGAGUCAUACUAUCUCCUCCAUUCCUUUCAUUCGUUCAUAAAUUUUUGCUAUUAAAUUUAUUCGUCCGUUGAUCAACCUUCUCUUCUAGUGUGCUUUCUUUUGUCGUCUUCUCCUCUCUAACUUAUGCCUUUUUCUAAAGGAUUCAAUUGUUGACUCAGAGAACUUGGAUUCUCAUGACAAUGUUCGGGCCUCUGGUGAUUCUGAUUCUUUGAUAGACGGAAAAGUGGAUGAAAAAUUAAAGGACAAAGAUGAAAAGGAUGAGGAAAAGAUGAAAGAUUCAGACAGAGAAAAAAACAAAGAAAAGGAAGCUGACAAGAAAUAUGAAACUGACAAGGACAAGCUUAAGGGAGUUGAUGGGACCAGUCUGGAUGGUCUUUUGCAGAGGCUUCCUGGUUGUGUCAGUCGUGAUCUCAUUGAUCAGUUAACGGUAAUAUGUUCAGCUUGUAUUCAAAAUUUCAUGUGAGUAGCUAAAAUAUUUCUUUAAGCCUGCUCAUGAAAUUGGCUUUUUUCAGGUGGAAUUUUGCUACUUAAAUUCAAAAUCAAACAGAAAGAAACUUACAAGGGCGCUCUUCAAUGUCCCGAGAACUUCCUUAGAAUUGCUUCCUUACUAUUCUCGGAUGGUUGCUACGCUGUCGACCUGUAUGAAGGACGUUCCUGUAAUGCUUCUGUCAAUGCUAGAGGAAGAGUUUAAUUUCUUGAUCAAUAAGAAGGUUGGCUUGCGUUCUUUAGCGAUUUUUAAUUUUCAAAAUCUAGGCAUUAUUUCAUUUAGUGUCUCAUUAGAAUGAUAACUUUUCUCUUGGCACGUUCAGUUCUAUGAUAGAUCUGUUUUUCUUUAACGUUGCUCUUUGUACAGGACCAAACAAACAUUGAAACAAAGAUAAAGAACAUAAGGUUCAUUGGAGAACUUUGCAAAUUCAAAAUGGCUCCGCCUAGUCUUGUUUUUAGUUGUCUGAAGGUAAUGCAACUCAUUUACAAUUUUCGAGUUUUAAAUCUAGGAUAUAAACCAAGUUACAUCAGUGAAUUAAGCUCUGCAAGCUUUUGCUCAUCGUUUCAAAUAGGUUAGAACUAUCAAAGAAUCCAAGUACGUUUUGAUUUUUUCUGGUCGGGUUACCAUGCCUAUUGUCACUCCAUAAAUUUGUCCUGUGCGCUUAGUCAUGGUAAGCUUCCACAUCAGCAGUCUGUCGAAAGUCAUAAUAGAAAAGAUGGCUGUAAUUUAAACGGAUAGAAUACAUGAAAGUGAUAUUGACAUCAAUGCAUGUGGUCCUUUAAAGGCCAUUAUCGGGCAAAGAACCAUUAUAUUUAACGACGUUAAGGAAGUAAUUUGUAUCAUUUCUGUGAUUACUUCUUGUUCACUAACUAGAGAUGGCAUCUAUUUUCAUGCAGGCUUGUUUGGAUGAUUUUACUCAUCACAAUAUAGAUGUUGCCUGCAAUCUGCUUGAAACAUGUGGCCGAUUCCUGUAUCGGUCACCAGAAACAACAGUACGUGUGGCAAACAUGUUGGAGAUCCUGAUGCGUCUGAAAAAUGUCAAAAAUUUGGAUCCCCGUCAUAGUACUCUCGUGGAAAAUGCGUACUACUUGUGCAAACCACCUGAACGGUCUCAUCGGGUUUCAAAAGUACGGCCACCUUUACAUCAGGUCAGACACACGAUCAGUUGAUUUUUACGGUUACUAGCUAGAUUAGUACGCUUAAUCUAAUCUCAUGGCAUGCUCUUCGUGCAGUAUAUCAGAAAAUUACUUUUCACAGAUCUUGAUAAGUCCUCUGCUGAUCGUGUUCUGAGGCAGCUUCGAAAGUUACCGUGGAAUGACUGUGAACCAUAUAUUCUAAAGUGUUUUUUGAAAGUUCACCGGGGAAAGUACAGCCAGGUUCAUCUCAUUGCCCUGCUAACUGUUGGCCUCAGCCGGUAUCAUGAUGAGUUUGCUGUCGCUGUGGUGGACGAGGUUUGUCAGUCUGUUCUAUUUUGUCAAUAUCUUUAGUUAUUCAGAUACGUUCGAAUUAUUAGUCAUUGCCUUUUUCUUAUAUCAUUUUGGAUAUUAUGAAGUACUGAUGCUUGUGGAUCCUAUGUUAUCAAGGACCAGUGAACUAUGUCGUUUUACAUUUCCUUCUACGGUAUACGUUUGCAUCCUACACCGAUUACACUUUCUAUCUUUCUGUGUAUAAUUCCAUGGAUCUUGGUUCAGUCAUAAUUUCUGGUAGAUUCAAGAGGCAUUUGCCAUUUUUUAAAGUUGCCUCAGUCCUGAAUCCUGGCUCCCACUGUUUUCUUAGCCAUAAAAAAAUCUUUCUGAGAGGUGAAAAAAGUUCACUGCUUAGAAAAAUGUAGAAAAACAGUAGCAUGAGUGGGUUAAAUGCGGGCCGUUGAAAAACUCACCUCAUCACUCAUAGUACAAGCCCCAUUGAUUGGUGAAAUCCGUUUGAUAUAGUAGAUAUUAGAUCAGAGGUGCCUUUAAUAAUGACUCAUGAGGGAAACAAUAUGGUUUGGUAGAUGGGACACUGAUGCGAUAAAAUUCUCCAUUUACUGCCUCUCUAUUCCUUCCUUUUAUCUUCCUUCUCCAUGUAGCCUGAUGUUUGAUUCCAGACUUGCUACUGCGACAGCUCUUUGACAUCGUGAGUUGCCCAUGGCGAAUUUCAGGUCCUAGAGGAGAUCAGGUUGGGAUUAGAGUUGAACGAGUAUGGAAUGCAGCAAAAGCGCAUUGCACACAUGCGGUUCUUGGGGGAGCUGUACAACUACGAGCAUGUUGAUUCCUCUGUAAUCUUCGAGACACUCUAUUUGAUUCUCACUUUCGGCCAUGGCACACCGGAGGUAAGAGCUUGCUUCUUUCGUGGAUCUUAUAUCAUAGACUCCUCACCUCUUUCUAGGCGGGGCGGGGUGGAGUGGGGUGGGGUGGGGUGCAGACACCACAAAGAAAUUGUUUACAUAGGAGCACAAUGGGGCCUAUUAAAGGGAAAGCGAGCCAGUUUAUCUUAGUGUUCACAAAAUUCCACGACAUCUGCUUCAAUCUAUCACCCAUAAUAUAUCACAAACCCAUGAAGACUCUCUACUUUAAUCCGUGAUUGGAUCCAUCCGUGUUUGACCUUUGGACAAGUGCUACUUAGGUCACGCUUAUUUCAGCUGCCUGCCUCUAACCGUGAUUUAUUCAUGGUAGAACUUUGUAGUAUGUUUCACAUUUGCCUUGAUUCAUCGUCUAUAUCAUCAUCACGAUCAGUGUUCAAAGCAUACACCAUUUCCUCGGUUGUCUUGUGUGUCAUGGCGCUUCAAUCCCCACAUUUAUUCGACUCUUGUAUUGUUCUUUGAUUUUCCAUUCAUCGAAGCAAGAUGCAUUGGACCCCCCGGAAGACUGCUUCAGGAUCAGGAUGAUCAUAACCCUUCUUCAGACAUGCGGCCACUACUUCGACAGAGGCUCUUCAAAGAGGAAGCUCGACAGAUUCUUGAUAUACUUUCAAAGAUAUGUUCUUAGCAAGGGUUCGAUUCCACUUGACAUCGAGUUUGACAUUCAGGUGAUCAUCAUCCCAGUCAACGCAUCCUUCAAUCCCCAUUCUGGCUGCCGCUGCCAAUAACUUCAGAGCUCACGGUCUGCCUCAUUUCAGGACCUGUUUGCCGACUUACGCCCGAAGAUGACUAGACAUGCCUCGGUGGAGGAGGUCAAUUCGGCGCUCGUCGAGCUGGAGGAGCACGACCGCACAGCCACCAAUGAGAAGUCCGGCGGUGAGCGGCACUCCGACGGCGAGUCCCAGAAGCCCUCGAGAGGCACCGCCGCCGCUGCUGCUGCCGCCACGGCCAUGGCCAAUGGAAAGAGCGCGGCCAAUGGGAUCGGCGAAAAUGGCAGGGCACAGGAGGAAGACAGCGAGAGCUACUCAGACGGCGGCAGUGCCGAUCAGGAUGCGCAGGAAGAUGAGGAAGAUCUCUACGAGGAUAAAACAGAUGAUGGGUCGGUCAGCGAUGCUGACGAUGAAGGUGAGGCCGGGGCAGUCGGGUCCGACGAAGAUGAUGAUGUCCAGAUCAGGCAGAAGGCGGCGGAGAUCGAUCCAAGGGAGGCGGCGGAGUUUGACCGAGAGCUGAGGGCGCUGAUGCAGGAGAGCUUGGAGUCCCGCAAAUCGGACCUGCGAGCCAGGCCAACUCUGAACAUGAUGAUACCCAUGAACGUGUUUGACGGUUCCAGAGACCCGAGAGCCGCAGAUGGGGAGAGCGGCGAGGAGACAGUGGAUGAAGAUGGAGGAAACCUUGGCGGCAACAAGGUGCGGGUGAAGGUCCUGGUGAAGAGGGGGAACAAGCAGCAGACCAGGCAGAUGUUCAUUCCCGGGGACUGCUCUCUUGUGCAGAGCACCAGGCAGAAGGAGGCUGAGGAGCUGGAAGAGAAGCAGAGCAUCAAGCGGCGGAUUCUGGAGUACAAUGAGAGGGAGGAAGAGGAAUCGAACGGCGUCCUGGGCCAGUUGGGCGGCUGGACGCCAGCUGGAAGUGGCGGCAGCCGUUCCGCUGGCUCGGCCAAGCAGGCUGCACGUCAUCGGCACCAGCUUCAGGGUGGGGUCUCCUAUGGCUACUCCAGGAAGAGAUGA
Spirodela intermedia is the source of this 14407-nucleotide messenger RNA. Lineage: Eukaryota; Viridiplantae; Streptophyta; Magnoliopsida; Alismatales; Araceae. The record is from the annotation of a GenBank genome assembly.